This is a messenger RNA of Aspergillus heteromorphus CBS 117.55, 1265 nucleotides long. Its product is annotated as carboxylesterase, type B. The record is from RefSeq and is a predicted model, not a curated record. NCBI's taxonomy places the organism in Eukaryota, Fungi, Ascomycota, Eurotiomycetes, Eurotiales, Aspergillaceae. The transcript has a single exon. Bases 30 to 1223 code for a protein of 397 amino acids.
CCCCGGCCUGCCCACAGGGCUCGACGGCGAUGAGCCCCUUCGGCCAGUUCGCGCCGGAGACGCUGAUCGCCGGGGGCACCAGCGAGGACUGCCUGACCCUCAGCAUCUGGGCGCCCAACAACGGCAAGACCGACCUGCCGGUGCUCAUCUGGAUCUACGGCGGCGAGUUCACGUCGGGCGGCACCGACACGCCGGCCUGGAUCCCCUCGCAGUGGAUCCAGCGCUCGCAGGAGCACAUCGUGGUCAGCAUCCAGUACCGGCUGAACCUGUUCGGCUUCCCCGCGGCCCGCGGGCUGAGCGAGCAGAACCUGGGCAUCCUCGACCAGCGCGCGGCCGUCGAGUGGCUGCAGCAGAACAUCGCGCAGUUCGGGGGCGACCCGGACCAGAUGGUGCUCUGGGGCCAGAGCGCCGGCGCCGGCAGCGUCGACAUCCUGAACUUCGCCUACCCGGACGACCCCAUCGUCCAGGGCUUCGCCGCCGACUCGGGCUCCGUCUUCCUGACCGUCUCGACGCGCUCCACCGACGUCGCCGGCACCAACUUCAGCACCGUCGCCGACAACUUCAACUGCACCGGCUCGGCCGCGCACGAGCUGGCCUGCCUGCGCCAGGUGUCCGCCACCGACCUGACCGACUUCCUCGGCGCCGGCGGCAUGAGCCUGACCUUCGCCCCCUUCAUCGACGACAAGGUGGUCUUCAACAACUACACGGCCCGCUACCUGGGCGGCCACCUCAGCAGCAAGCCCGCCCUGUUCGGCUCCAACCUGAACGAGGGCACCAUCCUGGCCGGGGGCCAGGACGACGCCAUGGCCGAGGCCAUCACGCUGUCCGGGUUCCAGUGCCCCGUGCCCUACUCGACGCGCUACCGCCAGUCGCUGGGCCUGACGACGUACCGCUACCAGUACCGUGGCAACUUCACCAACAUCUCCCCGUCGCCCGGCCUGGGCGCCUACCACACCUCCGAGCUGCCCAUGAUCUUCGGCACCUCCACCAUCUUCGGCGCCGACACCAAGUUCGAGACCGCCGUCAGCGAGAAGAUGCAGGACCUGUGGCUGGCCUUCGCCAAGGACCCCGCCAGUGGCCUGCAGGAGCAGGGCUGGCCCAAGUCCACCAGCAACGAGUUCCUGAUGCUGGCCAGCAGCAACAAGACCCAGGUCUCGGCCCUGUUGGCCGACGACACCAUCGACGACGAGUGCACCAGCUACUACUCCAGCUACCUGGUCUAACGUGUUUUCCACACACCCUGUACAUAGCAAGCAAUUCUGGAG